This is a messenger RNA of Aplysia californica (California sea hare), 2065 nucleotides long. Its product is annotated as coiled-coil domain-containing protein 124. Gene Ontology annotation, molecular function: transcription coactivator activity. The transcript is spliced from 5 exons. Gene Ontology annotation, biological process: transcription by RNA polymerase II. The record is from RefSeq and is a predicted model, not a curated record. Gene Ontology annotation, cellular component: nucleus. Lineage: Eukaryota; Metazoa; Mollusca; Gastropoda; Aplysiida; Aplysiidae. Bases 200 to 850 code for a protein of 216 amino acids.
AAUAUUUUGUGAGAAACUCAGUGACUGGCGACUGGAGAGUGGAGAAGUUGGCCUGAUUUUGUGCACACAUCCGAAUUUCUUGCACAAGAAAAGUCACUGUGAAGCAAUUCUCACAACUCAAACUUUUCUCCCACACCACAAAACCCAGCAAGGAAACAUAACAUGAUCGCUACACAGGGGUGAAUAAGAUACAGUCAGUAUGCCUAAAAAGUUCAAAGGAGAAAAUUCGAAAGCUGCCGAAGCCAGGGCUCGGAAAGAUGCAGUUCAGAAAGCCGAGAAAGAAAGAGUAGAGAAAGAAAAAGAAGAUGCCUUGUGGGCAGAUGAUGACAAGCACAAUGCAAGGAAACUGCAAAGAAAGGAUGAUAAGGAGAAGAAAAGGCUUGAGCAGCUGGAGAGGAAAAAAGAGCUACAACAGUUGCAUGAGGAAGAGAUGAGCAGCAUCAAAGGGGCCAAGGCUCAGGCGGCGAAAGUUUCUCGUGCCCAGAUUCUGGAGAAUCAGGAGAGAGCUGCAGCAGAGGCAAAAGCUGAAAAAGCCAAGGAGCAACUGUCACAUGAUGAGGUGCCUCUGGAAGAGAAUGUGAAUCUUUUGGUCACAGAAGGAGAGGAUGCUCGGACUGUGGAUGAUGCAAUUGCAAUGCUCAGUGUUGCUGAACCCUCCUUGGACAAACACCCAGAAAAACGAGUGAAAGCUGCCUAUUCUGAAUUUGAAGCAUUGCGACUCCCGGUGCUGAAACAGGAGAACCCCAACAUGAGGCUGUCUCAGCUCAAGCAGAUGCUGAAGAAGGAAUGGAUGAAGUCUCCGGAGAACCCAUUGAACCAGAGACAUUCUUCUUACAAUUCUAAGUCGUAGCAUUUAGCAAAUUAAAUUCUCCACUUAAUUUGCAUUUAUUUUUACAGGUGAAUGUGUUGUUUCCAAACUGUGUUAAAGUUUUGUUAUGUUGCUUUUUUUUUUUUUUGAGCUGUCCAUACAUUGGUCGUGCUCAGGAUACUGUUUUUUUUUCCUUCUUAAUAUUGUAAAACCCUAUCUUGAAAUAAUAAUGUAAGGUUGUUCAUUAAUUUAUGAAUGUUGCUGCCAGAAUGAAUGUUAAUAUUAUAUUUAGGAAAGAGGGGGGGGGCUGGUGUUUAAAAUGGUUAGAGACUUCUAUGUUUAUUGUUUAUCAAUAGGGUAUUUUUCUAUUGUCAAAUCUCUAUUCUCCUAAAAACCGUUGUAGUCCCUAACACUGCAUUACAAUAAUUACAUGUACAUGUACAUUGCAAGCUACUGUAUGAUUACAUUACAUUACAACACCAUUCGUUAUAAUGCUUUGAACUUCAAAAAGGAGAAGGGAAGCUCAUUGGGCCUGCCUACAGUUAAUUUUUUGCAAAGCCUUGUAUUCUUCUGUGCUUUGAUAUUUGAGCAUCAUGGGCCUUUGGCUUUUCAUUAUAAAUGACUAGUAAAUAUUGAAUUUAUAUUAGUAAUUACUUCUCAGAGGCAUGUUUUAUAACACUUGUUGGCUCUUCAUAUCAAUCUGUCUUGUAAUCUUCAAAUAUAAAGUAUUAUUGCUCUGUAUGAUUUAUAAUGAUUUCAGAUAAUAUCUGAUAUGCUGUAAUUGUUGCACUACAGGUUAAGGAAAAUGAGAGGCAUAUCCGGUUCAUAAGAUCACAUGGCAUUUGAAUGGUUCUUCUACUACACCCAGAAUAGCUGUGAAUAGUGAAAUAAUUUGGAAAGUUGAAUUGCAGAAUUGAAUGACUACAGCUUUACUGAGGGUUUCUGGUUGGGGGGGGCGCUUAUUUAGGAUUGUUUUUUUUUAAGGGGAGGGGGUGUGUCUAGGGAGUGUGGCUGUGAUUUUCUCUGGAUGUCUUCAAGUUAAAUCAACUGCUACUUCUUCUCUAUCUUUGUACAAUACAAGGUUGUCUUGUUUCUAUCAUCAUAUUUGUCUCUAUCUUGGAGCUGUUACUAGUAAGAGCUCUUAGGUCUCAUUUCGCACUCCUUGUUAUGUUUAACUUCCCUUUGUACAUUGUAUAAUGACCUUCUGUGGCUGAAUGAAUAAACUUAUGUUGAAGAAACUUUUUUUGAAAUAUAGAA